UUUUAAUACUUUUUGCCAUGCAAUUUUCGUAAUUGUCUUAAUAAUACUCUCAGGAUAGGGAUAUGCACAUGUUCAGCAAACUUAGGCGAUUACACAUCGACAUGCAUCAUCACACAUCGAAAAUCAAUCUUCUUUUGCUGAUUUCAAUUCUGAAACACUGUCCCCUUGUACAGGAGUUUCACUUGAAUGUAAAUUUUGAAGGUGUUGAGGGACCGCGAGUGGAAAAGCAAGACGUGGUAGUAUUUCAUCCGGAGCUGAAGAAAGUGGAAAUCGGUGGAUUUGAGGGGACGGAGUACGAGAUGGAGUUAGCGUUGUACGUACUUAAAAGUGCGAUAAAACUGGAGAAAAUGCACAUAAGUAAGUGUUUUAGGGAGUACCGGCCAUCUCUCGAUGGAGCUGGACCUGGCAGGUGGCGCGUCAUACGUAGAACUCCGUGGAGUUUGAAGAUGCAGGGAAUGAUUCACAGUAAAUUGCAAGGACAAGCUGUUUCCAAGACUGCACAACUCACUAUUCAACACAAACCCCCCUUUUUUUAACCUUGGAACAUCUACUACCUAAUUCCGCGCUAACACUCUCGAUUUUUAGUUUGAUUUCACGAAUCGUGAAUCAUAAUUCCUAAUGACCAUCGGCCCGUGUCACUCGGGAAGGUUCCGGUUCUAGUAUAUGUUGACAUUAAGAAUUUAAAUACUUCAUUUAUUUCUUUUUUUCCCAUUUAAAAAUAAUUUAUUUAUUACAAAAUAUUAUUGUCUUUCAAAAAUUACCGGUUCAAUAAUCGGCAUGUAACAAAUUUUGGUUCG
Molecule: messenger RNA, 797 nt
Organism: Erythranthe guttata (spotted monkey flower)
Lineage: Eukaryota; Viridiplantae; Streptophyta; Magnoliopsida; Lamiales; Phrymaceae
Source: RefSeq, a predicted model, not a curated record